Messenger RNA from Bactrocera neohumeralis, 1542 nucleotides. RefSeq names its product rRNA 2'-O-methyltransferase fibrillarin (gene Fib). The record is from RefSeq and is a predicted model, not a curated record. NCBI's taxonomy places the organism in Eukaryota, Metazoa, Arthropoda, Insecta, Diptera, Tephritidae. Gene Ontology annotation, biological process: box C/D sno(s)RNA 3'-end processing; rRNA methylation. Gene Ontology annotation, molecular function: RNA binding; histone H2AQ104 methyltransferase activity; rRNA methyltransferase activity. The coding region runs from base 114 to 1094 and encodes 326 amino acids. The transcript is spliced from 4 exons. Gene Ontology annotation, cellular component: box C/D methylation guide snoRNP complex; nucleolus; small-subunit processome.
CACGUGUUUUGCCUUUCAUGCUUUUGGUUUGAUUUGGUUUGGUUAGCAUUUUUCCGCCGUCUGGAGGAGUUAGUAUUGUUUUAUAUAUUUUAAAAAUCUUUUAUAUUUAAGACAUGGGGAAACCAGGAUUUUCACCACGCGGAGGAGGUGGCAGUGGUAGCGGUGGUCGUGGACGUGGUGGGGGUUUUGGUGGUCGAGGUGGCGGUGGUGGCCGCGGUGGUGGCGAUCGAGGACGAAGCAGCUUCGGUGGUCGUGGUGGAGGCGGUAGAGGCGGUGGUGGUAGCCGAGGUGGGCCUGGUGGACGAGGAGGAAGGGGUGGAGGAGGAGGUCGAGGUGGACGAGGCGGAGGUGGUGCGGGGGGUUUCAAAGGAGGUAAAACUGUUGUAAUAGAACCCCAUCGCCAUGAAGGCGUUUUCAUAGCACGUGGAAAAGAAGAUGCUUUGGUAACACGAAACUUUGUUCCUGGUUCUGAUGUUUAUGGAGAAAAACGAAUUUCUGUUGAGACAAAUGGCGAAAAAAUAGAGUACCGUGUAUGGAACCCCUUCCGUUCCAAACUUGCAGCAGCUAUCUUGGGAGGAGUUGAUAAAAUUCACAUGCCUCCUGGCUCUAAAGUGCUUUACUUAGGAGGGGCUUCGGGCACAACGGUUUCACAUGUUUCGGAUGUUGUUGGGCCUGAAGGUCUUGUAUAUGCCGUUGAAUUUUCACAUCGUUCCGGUCGUGAUCUCAUCAAUGUAGCAAAGAAACGUACAAAUAUAAUUCCGAUAAUUGAGGACGCUCGUCAUCCUCAUAAAUACCGAAUGCUUGUCGGAAUGGUUGAUACGAUAUUUGCAGAUGUGGCACAACCAGAUCAAGGGCGUAUUGUCGCAUUAAAUGCUCAACAUUUCCUUAAAAAUGGUGGACAUUUCGUUAUAUCUAUUAAGGCAUCAUGUAUUGAUUCUACUGCGCAACCAGAGGCAGUGUUCGCCGCUGAAGUUAAAAAAAUGCAAGCAGACAAGUUAAAGCCUCAAGAGCAGAUUACGUUAGAGCCUUAUGAACGCGACCAUGCAGUUGUUGUGGGAAUUUAUAGACCGCUACCUAAAGGUGUUGGCUCCUAAAUACAAUUUUUCUAGUUGCUUUAAUUUUAAAGAUUGUCAAAUUUUUUAUAAGAUCUAGAUUUUAGGUGACAUCAAAUCCAGAUUUAAUUACAUCAACAACGGCACUUAUUUUAUGUACGUUUUCAAUUAUUGCAGUUAAUAUGAGUAUAUUCUAACUGCACUGUAAUUUAUAGAAAAUCGUGUAAAUUGUAAAAUAAACCUUCGAAGACAGGUUGUUUUACAAUUAAUUGAUAUUUGAUGACAGUGCACCGUGUGUAAAGAGUUUGUACUAAAGAAUACAAAAAUAUAUAAACUGCGGUAUGAGAUAAAUGACAGUUUAAGUUUAUAAGUAAGUUAAUUUAAGUGCAGUUUUUCAAUGUAUAAUAUGUAUUUACAACUUUUUUUUAGUUUGAAGAACUGCUUCAAUCGGAAGCGAAUUACAGAUAAUAAAACCUUGAUAAUAAUUAGA